Ectocarpus sp. CCAP 1310/34 is the source of this 1169-nucleotide messenger RNA. The record is from the annotation of a GenBank genome assembly. Lineage: Eukaryota; Phaeophyceae; Ectocarpales; Ectocarpaceae.
AUGCAGAGCUCGCAGCCUUCCUUGGCCGCCCCGUCCCUCGACGGCGGAGGUGGCGGCGGCAACGCCCCCGGCAGCAGUGGUUCCAUCGUGGCUGCGAUGGGCCCGCAGGCUGGUGGCGCUGGAGGGGCUGCUGCACCGGUUGGUGUCGGCGGCGGCGGCGGCGGUAGCUGGGCGCAGCCAGCGCCCCUGGCUUUCGACAUCCGUGAGAUCGAACGGUUCAGAUACCGCGUGGAGGACACUCUCAAGAAGGUGACGCGAGUACGCGUGAGGGAAGCCAGGGCCGCCGAGCUGAAGGCGGAGAUCAUCAACUCUCAGAAGCUGGCGGGGUACUUCAAGGAAAAUGCGGGCGACCUGAAGGUGCUCCGGCACGAUAAGUCGGUGCUGCACCCCCUCCGCAAGCUGGACCACCUCAAGCACAUCCCGGACUACCUCAUGCCAACCGGCCUCCAGACUGGCGAAGACCCCACGCAGAGACAAAGGAAGAGGAUGAAGCGCGCGAGGGGCGGAGCGAAGCGUCGGCAGGGUCAGGGCCUGGACCAGGGCAGGCGAAAGGACAACGACCCUCUCCAAACCUUCGAGGCCUCCGAGCUAGGCGCGGACGGCAGCUACGGGGACGAGGAGGAGGACCGCAAGGAGGCGGCCAAGAGAAUGAACGAGGAGAGGGAGUCGAGGGUCAUGCAGACCGGAGACUUUUCCGGCGAAAGCACGUCCGGCCGAAGGCGCUGGCAGCAGCGGAGAGGGAAAGGGAAGCACGGCGGUGGCGGGAACAAAGGCCGUAGUAAGAAGACAGCCAACCGGUUCGACAUGCCCGUCUGAGAGAACGUGCCCGGGGUUUGCGAUUUGUUUGUCACGCUCGUGAAUUGUCGUGAAGCUGCGAAUUUUUUUCCUGUCUGCUGUUCUAUGUUGCCACGUGUUACUUUUUGUUUUAUUCUCCAAGCGUGGACGCACACGCGCGCACGACUACAAAACCUACAUGCAUAGGACAACAGUGUUUCACUGGUUUAAGGCCCACUUCUCGACGGUUCCUUCUGGCGUGUUUAUCACUACAAGCGAGGAGGGUUCGGAGUUGGGAUUUUGGCGUUUUAGGGACGAUUCCAGCGACAUCUUCUCUUGUAGAAGAAUUAGACCGUAAUGGCGUCGAGAUUAUUGGGGGCAUAGUCUGCACAGAC